Brassica oleracea var. oleracea is the source of this 770-nucleotide messenger RNA. Its product is annotated as glucose-induced degradation protein 4 homolog. Lineage: Eukaryota; Viridiplantae; Streptophyta; Magnoliopsida; Brassicales; Brassicaceae. The transcript is spliced from 8 exons. Gene Ontology annotation, cellular component: GID complex; extrinsic component of membrane. The record is from RefSeq and is a predicted model, not a curated record. Bases 118 to 765 code for a protein of 215 amino acids. Gene Ontology annotation, biological process: proteasome-mediated ubiquitin-dependent protein catabolic process; protein catabolic process in the vacuole; protein targeting to vacuole.
CCGGAUAUGAUUUGUGUUUAAUGGGCUCGAGCCCAUUUCGUUGUGUUGGAUCUCAAUUACAUCGGGACGCGACGGAGGCGAUCAGACGACGACGACGACGACGACAGGGGGAAGGAAAUGCCGGUGAGAGUUGUGGAGAGCAACGCGCCUGCUCAGGUUUCAGGAAGUGAUCCUGGGAAUCGAUCACCACUUCCGCCUAGCUCACUUCUUGCCGCCGGCCAGGCAUUUUCUGGUACGCAAAACGUCUCUAAUCAACAGAAGGAGGAAGCUUGGAGAGUUAACGUCCAGAUACAGGGAGUUGACCUUGAACAUGGCUAUCUUUGUGGCACUAUGGAAGCUCUAAACGUCCCCAUGGCAGACACUCCUGUCAUAACGUUCUGGGAAGGGGAAAUCGUUGAUGGAAAGAACUAUACUUUUUACACUGGAAAAUGGGAAGCCACGAGGGAAGAUGAUAUGAGACAUUGGUCAAAGUUCCCAUCUUUUGCACCUCUUCAGGGACAAGUUGAAUCUGACGGUGGAAGGCAGCUGGAUCUUAGCAAUUACCCUUACAUAUUUAUGAGAUGGAAAGAGCAAUACUUUGUAAACGUUGGCACAGAUUGUGGACUAACAAUAGCUGGAUUUUACUACGUAUGCUUCUCCUGCAGCGACGGAUCCAUAAGCGGUUUCUACUAUGAUCCUAACAGCAGUCCGUUUCAGAAGCUGGAGCUGAAAACAGUCAACGAAGGAAGGUCUGGUUUCAGCUUUUCUUCUUACGAGUUGCAAUGAUGAAA